AUGACUCCUGUUUCCAGAUUAACAAUACAUGACGAGUUGGAUGAAGGUAUCCUACAUACAGGAACUACUCAUACACUUAAUCAUUUUUCCAUUUAUAAUUUCAGUAAUAUUUCUAUUAACAAAAUACACUUUGAUGUCCUGAGUAAAGGAUUCAAAUUUAUUCCUAACAUGAAAGGCGACCUAGUUCAGACUAUAAUAGAUAUGAAGCUGUUCUUAAGGAAGGUGAAUUUACAGGUCACACUACCCCCUAGGAUUUUGGACGUUGGUUCCCAACAAAGCAUGCUAACUAGGAAAAGUACAUUUAAUCCACCCUAUCACCCCCAAAUAAAAAACUUAGAUUCUAUAUUGGAGAAGAAAAUUAGAGAAGAAUUUAAAUUUAUAGUUAAAGAGCAUAAUAUUACAGAAGAAGAAUCUAAGAUGUUGAAUGAGUUAAGGUUUAAUAAUCAAAUUAGAAUUAUGAAACCGGAUAAAGGGGGAGGGGUGGUUAUUAUGGAAAAUAUUAUCUACGAUGGAAAAAUGAAUAUGAUUCUAGUCAGUUGUGUAAAAGGAGUGCCUUCCUCAAAUUUUUUGAGAGCUGCAGCUGGAGUGAUAGAAAAAUGGGGGGAUAUAGCUGCUCAGAAGAUUUCAGAGAACAAGGAGGCCUGUGAUGAAUGUUUAGAAAGACUCAGAGAAGUAAGGGCUCAAGGGCCAUCUCACUUUGAGCUUCGUUGUUACAUUUACCAAGCUAGAAACCUUUUACCACUGGACAACAGCAGCUUUUCAGAUCCAUUUGUUCGCGUGUCCUUUCUCCAUGUGAGUCAACACACAGAAAUUCUGCACUCCACCCUAAACCCAGUCUGGGAUCAAACCAUCAUUUUCAAAGAUGUGGAGAUUUAUGGCAAUCCCCAAAUUAUUCUUCUGAACCCACCAGUUGUCACUCUAGAGAUUUUUGACCAUGACCAAAUGCAACCUGAUGAAUUUUUGGGAAGAAGUAUGUCUUACCCUAAUAUAAUACUGGAUCGAGGUUCCUGCAGUACCAGUGUUUUACAAUGGCUUCCUGUACAGAGAGGUUUAUUUACUAAGGGGGAGCUCCUCACAGCAUUUGAACUGCUUUUAAAAGAUGAGAACAAUGGAACCAUCUUACCUGAGCUACCUCCAGAGAAAGAUAAUGGAUUGUACAUGAUACCUCCAUCAAUCCGACCAGCACUGAGGAUGACUGCCAUUGAGAUGUUAGCCUGGGGAGUUCGAAACAUCAGAAGCCAUCUUAUAACUGUCAGAUCUACUAGCCUGAUAGUAGAGUGCGGAGGGGAGAUGCUUCAGACACCACCAAUAAAGAACAUGAAGACAAACUCUAACUUCCCCGUUAAUAACUUCUACAUGCAGAUGGUCAGUAGGUGGCAGCAGAUGUUUGAGAUGAAAGACAAUGAAGCUGUUGGAAUGAGCAUGGAGAAUUUUGGAAUGGAAGAAAAAGCCGUUUCUGUGGAGAAUGGUGACACAAAAGUUGUUUGUGACUUCAGGGUGGUAGUACCAGUAUUAAUGUCAGUGGCAGAAGAAAAUGAACCAGAAAAGGCAGGGCAAUUUAGUGGAGUGGGAUAUAGUAUCUCCUUCCUUGAUGUGGAUAUAGUUAGGCUUGGUAAUGGCUUGCUGAAUACAGCUAUUUAUCGUAAAGCAUGUUAUAGGAACACCCUACUUCAUAGGGAUAGCAUGCAUCCUCCUUUUGUUUUCAAGAAUUUAGUAAAGGGUCAGGCCAUGAAGGCCUCGACGCUUAAUGCGACUGAUGAUGGCUUUGAGUUGGAAAUCUCUAACCUCAAGGGGAAGUUAUUGGAGAGGUGUUAUAAACAGAGUGAAGUUGAUGAAGCUAUUAGUGCUGCAAAUUCUCUUAGGACAACUAGAGCCAGACCAUAUUUUUCUGAAGGAGGGUCUACGGAGGAUCAGGUGCAGAGUCCUUUUAGUACAGGAUACUUGAGGGUAUCAAUGUUCUACACUUUGAAUGUAGUUAAGAUCAAGGAUGUAUUCCAGAAGUAUUGGGAUAUACUUCUGUUAGAUCAGAAUAUAAGUAAAGUAGUAGGACCUAAACCAGGUUAUGUUUUUAGAAAUAGGAAGAAUUUGAAGCGUAUGCUCUGUCAACGUCCACUAGACAGGGCUUUCCAUCAUUCCUCCAUUAAUCUAGAGAAUACACAUCCUUGUAUGAAGUGUAAACAAUGUCCAUAUAUAGAUGAGAGGUCCUCGUUUGUACAUCUCGUUACAGGGGAAGAGUUUACAUUUCAUACUAUUACUAAUUGUCAGAGUGAACAUGUAGUUUAUUUAGCUAGGUUAGAUCCAGCUGUGAUUUCUACAUCUUUGCCAGCUGGGAAUAAACUAGUACUUUCUUCCAGUCCUUACUCUGUGGAUAAAAAAGGCAAGAUGUUGGACAGAUUUGCAGAGAAGCAUGUAAAUCCAGAAAGAUCACAAAUGGAAAUGGAAGACUUAAUUAUACCAAGGUUAGAAUUAGAUGAUGCUCAAAAACUAGCAGUUAAGAUAAGAGGAGACAACAUAAAAAUGGUGAUGUGUAAUCAAUAUGCAGGGCAGUCUCCAGAAAUAGAUGGCAUUCCUGUGCUGCUGCCAGUGGAAGAGAAGUACUGUCCUCCAAUCGUACUGAAGGUGAUUGAGAUUGGUUUUGGGUUACUUAGUUCAAAACAUGUUGUGGGACAGACAACCAUUUCUUCAUUGAAAGAAUUCUACUGUGACCCUUAUGCACAGGAAAACAUUCCAGUUCUUCCAACUCAAGGAACUACUAAUUCAGCCCCUGUGUUUACAUUGUUCAAAGAACUAGAAGAAGAAAGUCUAGUUUCUGGUUAACCCUGCCAGGAUAUUAUAUUAAAAAAAAAGAAUUCAUUACCCUUGGUCUCUUCCAAGUUAGGAGAAAAGGAGACAGACUCAGCAGACUGGUGGACUAAGUUCUAUGCUUCAUUAGACGACAAUGGAAGAUUAGAAGAAUUAGAACAGUAUCUGCAGAAAGGAUUCGACACUCUUAAGGUAUAUGAUUGUGAGCUGGAAAAUGUCCCAGAAUUUAGAAGCCUAGAAGAUUUCUGCAAGUCUUUUAAGUUGUACCAAGGACAGGCAAGAGGAGAAAGUGAAGAAAAGGCCAAGGUUGUGGGAGAAGUUAAGGCUACAUUUCGAAUCUAUCCUCUUCAUAAGGAUCCCAGUGCUCCAUGCCCCCCUCGUCAAUUCCAACAGCUGCCUGAGAGCACUCCUCAGGAAUGCCUCAUUAGAGUUUACAUUAUUCGAGCAUUAAACCUGCAUCCAAAGGACAACAAUGGAUUGUGUGAUGCUUAUAUCAAGAUUGCAACUGGAAACAGCAUGCUUGAUGACAAAGAACAUUAUGUUCCUAAGUCCUUGAACCCAGUCUUUGGCAAAAUGUUUGAAGUUUCUUGCAUCAUCCCCCAGGAGAAAGACUUGAAGAUAUCAGUCUAUGAUUAUGAUUUAGCCUCUUAUGAUGAUGAGAUUGGAGAGACUGUCAUUGACCUAGAAAGCCGGUUCCUGUCUCAGUUUGGUGCUCGUUGUGGCCUGCCCCAGACUUACUGUGUCUCUGGAGUCAAUAGAUGGCGAGAUCAACUUGAGCCAGUGGAAAUUCUGGAAAAUUAUACUAAAAUGAAGAAUCUUCCAAAACCAGUCUACACUGUGAAUGGAGAGAAAGUGACAUUUGGCAGAUGGACUUUCCUACUCUCUGAUUUUGAGAAUAAGCUCCCCAGCCACAGUCAUUUAGGACCACCAAAGCAGCGCCUUGCUCUUUAUGUGCUCAAUAAACAGGGGCUGAUACCAGAACAUGUGGAGACUAGGGCUCUGUUCAACAGCAGCAGACCAGGAAUAGAGCAGGGUAAACUGCAGCUGUGGAUUGAUAUCUUCCCUAAAAGCUUAGGUGUUCCAGGGCCACCAUUUGACAUCAGCCCAAGAACCCCAAAAAAAUACGAGUUACGGUGCAUCAUCUGGAACACCUGCAAUGUACUACUCAAAGAUAGCUUUUUAGGAGAAAAGAUGAGUGACAUAUACAUCAAAGGAUGGAUUGCAGGAUUGGAAGAAGAUGAGCAGAAAACAGACAUUCAUUAUAGGUCAAUAAGCGGAGAAGGGAGUUUCAACUGGAGGUUUAUUUUCCCCGUCAUGUACAUACCUGCAGAACAUGUUGCUGUCUUUUCUGUGAAGAAUCAUUUCUGGAGUUUAGAGAAGACUGUAAGGAAAGCUGCACCCCAACUGCGGAUUGAGGUCUGGGAUAAUGACAAAUUUUCAAGAGAUGACUACAUAGGAUUUUUAGAACUCAAUCUUUGCAACCUUCCUGCUCCAGCCAGGAAAAGCAGAAGCUGCAACGUCAAUAUGGUGAAACCUACGCAAAGAAAAAAGAAGAGUACAAAAACACAAAACAGAAUUUCACUGUUUCAGCAAAAAUCCAUGAGGGGUUGGUGGCCUGUUGUGAAGACAGAAAAUGAUGAGUAUAAAUUAGCGGAAUAA
This is a messenger RNA of Protopterus annectens (West African lungfish), 4461 nucleotides long. Its product is annotated as myoferlin-like. Gene Ontology annotation, cellular component: T-tubule; cytoplasmic vesicle. The transcript is spliced from 31 exons. Gene Ontology annotation, molecular function: calcium ion binding; calcium-dependent phospholipid binding. NCBI's taxonomy places the organism in Eukaryota, Metazoa, Chordata, Ceratodontiformes, Protopteridae. Gene Ontology annotation, biological process: vesicle fusion; negative regulation of phagocytosis; monocyte activation involved in immune response. The record is from RefSeq and is a predicted model, not a curated record.